UCUACAGCAUUCUUCUCUCUCCUCCUCUGUGAGGUGGGCUCAUUGAGGCGUUUCUGAGAAUACAGCAUCACCUGACUAUCUACCUGGCAUCGGCUUAUUAAGAACAGAUGAUGAUGAUAGAGGAGGAUGAAGCGGAGGCUCAUCAGGUGGAUAUGGAGUCGGAUUUGGUCAGCAGACCUCGCUCAUGCAGCUGGACGAACGACUUUUCAUGUGAGGUGAACGCGGAUCUGUCGCUUAAUCUCUCCAUAUUUAAAGUAGAUUCGGAUCAUGUUCCAUCACCAGCGUGCAAGAGGAGGAUGAUGAUGCUGGAUGCCGGAGGAUUUCACGACUUAACGGGAGCUGCGUUGCGCAAAACCAAGGCAUCCUCCCGGCGGAACGCGUGGGGAAACCAGUCCUACGCGGAGCUCAUCACCCGAGCCAUCGAGAGCACACCCGAGAAAAGACUUACCCUGUCUCAGAUCUACGACUGGAUGGUCCGAUAUGUGCCCUAUUUUAAAGAUAAAGGAGACAGCAACAGUUCUGCCGGAUGGAAGAAUGGUCUGUCCAGUGCUGCUUCAAGUCCAACACCUAUUGCGUUUUAUUAGGAGAUGCACAACAGUUCUUCUGUGACUUUAUAGG
Molecule: messenger RNA, 618 nt
Organism: Onychostoma macrolepis
Lineage: Eukaryota; Metazoa; Chordata; Actinopteri; Cypriniformes; Cyprinidae
Product: forkhead box protein O6-like
Exons: 2
Coding region: 108-584 (158 amino acids)
Biological process (GO): regulation of transcription by RNA polymerase II
Cellular component (GO): nucleus
Molecular function (GO): RNA polymerase II cis-regulatory region sequence-specific DNA binding; DNA-binding transcription factor activity, RNA polymerase II-specific
Source: RefSeq, a predicted model, not a curated record